AGCAUUAAUACUACCUAAAAAUGUGGGCUAUAGAAUACUAUACCAAUAGUUUAUUAUCAUAAUAUUUUAUUUUCAUAAAGGCAAAUAUUGCUUCACGGUACAAUGGGUUGUAAAGACAAUAACAUAUGCAAGCAGAGAGAAGUGGAACAUCUGGGUUGUCAAUUCUAAUGGUUUGCUGUCAUGGAAAGUUCCCUUAACUUUUUUUUGGAAGAAUCUGGGAUUCAAAAACUGCACUUUUUACUUUCAUGGGGUAGAUGUUUUUUUUGUCCCAUGGAUCAUGUGGCGUAAUACCAGCCUGAAAUGGAUCUAUUACACCGAGAAAUAUAAUAGAGGAUGUAAUGAAGAAAGGUGUUUAUGUGAGACAAUUGUCGAAAAACAAAAGCAAAAUUGCUGUCUACAGAAAUCAUAGCCAUAUAGUCAAUGAAAGAAGAAAUGAGCUAAUUAAUCUAUAGUUUAGCAGUAAACGAUUACACUGACAAGCAGGCAGUGAAGGACAGUCAGUCAAUAGUAGGCAGUUAAUUGACAUGGACACACUCAGGGCAAGUUAAGUAGGUAAAAGUUCAAAAAAAAAAUAGUGUAAUAUAAUAGAAAAAAAGAAGGAAUAUUAUAUUGUAUAGAGCAAAUAUUGCCUACUGGACACAACAGGAGACUUUGGAAAAAAGUACAAUAAAGACCACAGCUUUGAAACAUCAUCAAUGAGUCCCUUCUCAUGAGAUGCAGUCCGAUGAUCUCUUUGUGCGUAAAUUGCACCACCCUCCUACCCGAUCCUCUAACAAAAAUCCAAAUGACUCCAAAUUCUUAAUAGGCAAAGGGAGCAGCAGACAAAACGGAGGGACGCGCUCUCUUUCGGAAUCAGAUCCAGAUCCCAGGGAAAAGGGGACCAGCAGCCCAUCUGCGCCACGCUUUAAGGAUCCAUUCCUACUGUUGGGGCUGGCUGGUGUGAGCCAGGGGCCACCGGCCCAGGAGGCCAAGGAAAAGCCCCUAGAUAUAGGCCCAGUAGCACCUCGGCCAAAGAGUUUUGCUCACUAUGAUGUCCAAAGUAUACUGUUUGAUCCUUUCCGGAAAGGAGACUCAGAAAACCGAAGGAAUAUUAGGAGUGGGGCAUCUGCAGCCUCUCAGAUCAGAGCAUGUACUUCAUCACCGAGAAGAUCACUGUCUUCACCAGAGGAACCAUCAGACCCCGGAGAUGGGAAGGAUAAUGAGCUUCUCCUCAGUUGUCCCUAUUUUCGGAAUGAGGUUGGGGGAGAGAAUACUGACAGCUUGAAAGACCCAGGCUGGGACUUCUGUGUUACUUUGCCUCUUCACAGCUCACAUAACAGUCCUGUGAGGGGACCCAAUGCAGCAGUAUCUGUAUUGGAAGAAGCGAGGGAGAGAAUGAGGGAUAGCAGCUACUUUGUGGAGUAUCAGGAUCUUGGAGCAUUGUAUUAUCGGAAAUAUUUUUAUGGCAAAGAACAUCAGAACUUUUUUGGGGUUGAUGAACGAUUGGGACCCAUAGCUAUAAGCUUACGCAGAGAUGACAGAGAGGGGGCUCAAAAUAUCCAUUACAACUACAGAAUUAUUUUUCGUACUACUGAGCUGAAAACCCUUCGUGGAUCUAUCCUAGAAGAAGCAUUCCCGUCAUCCAUCCGUACAAAUUCCUCUCGAGCCAUAUCACCCAAAAAGCUCCUGGAACAUGUUGUUCCAGAGGUUAACCUUCAAUGUCUGCGUUUGGCAUCCAACUCUCCCAAAGUGCCAGACACUUUGCUUAAAUUGGAUGAACAGGGGCUCAAUUUCCAGAGAAAGAUUGGCAUCCUGUAUUGCCGAGCUGGACAGGGCUCAGAAGAAGAAAUGUAUAACAACGAGACAGCUGGACCAGCUUUCCAGGAGUUCUUAAGUCUGCUUGGGGAUGAAGUCCAACUCAAAGGAUUUGACAAAUAUCGAGCUCAGUUGGACAACAAGACGGACAGUACAGGCACACACUCCCUCUACACUCGUUACCAAGAUUAUGAGAUUAUGUUCCAUGUUUCCACAAUGCUUCCGUAUACAGCCAGCAACAGCCAGCAGCUUCUCCGAAAAAGGCACAUUGGAAAUGACAUUGUUACUAUUGUUUUCCAAGAACCUGGGGCCCUUCCUUUUACACCACGGACCAUUCGCUCUCACUUUCAACAUGUCUUCUUGGUUGUGCAGGUCUACAAUCCAUGCACUCUUUAUACCUCAUACAGUGUAGCUGUUAGCCGUACAGCUGAUACCCCACCUUUUGGCCCUCCUCUGCCUCCCAGCCAAUUUCGUCGUUCCCCAGAGCUAAGAGACUUCUUGCUCUCUAAAGCUAUCAAUGGUGAGAAUGCAGCUGAACGUGGUGGCAAGUUUCUAGCUAUGGCAACACGGACCAGAGAAGAAUAUCUGAAGGAUCUAGCUCGUGAUCAUGUUACGACAGCUACGUUGGACUCUUGCUCCUCAAAGCUGGCCCUUUUAAGCCUUUCUAAGAAAUGGGAUCGUGUCGGCAGUACUGGCCCUGGGGAAAAGGGGGGAAAAGGCCCUCGGUGGGCAUACACCAUACCUCCAGAAUUCCACAGCCCUGGUGCCCUUGUGUGGACUGUGAGAGCCCUGAGCUCUUUCAUUCCUGAUGGCCUCUAUUUGCUUGGAGUAUCAUCUGAAAUGCUGGUGUUGGUAGAUAGAAGAAAAGAGCAGGAGGGAGCAGUGUGCUUCCAUUGUUCGUGUCGUGAUGUAUUGGGGUGGACAUACUCCUCUGGAGGGGGUCUGGACUUGUACUAUGGACGGGCAGGGAGAUUGGAGCUUCGUCCAAUUGCAGGCAGUGAUGCAGAAGUGGAAGAAGAGGUGAAUCACAUUGUCAAAAGGUUGCAGGUCGUAUCAGGUGGCUGUGAAACGAGGGAGAUACCAUUACUAAGGAAUGGACUUGGACAGCUUGGUUUCAGUGCGGACUCAGGGGGCUUUGUGACCGAAGUCGAAAGAUUCAGUAUGGCAGAGACCGUGGGCCUUUGUCCCGGAGCCAGGCUGGUAGCAAUUUGCGGCCAACCUUUCUGCUCCCUUACCCCUGACAAUGUCCGUUCACUCUUUCUGCGUGCCAAAAAAGUGACAGUGACCACCCUGCCUCCAGACGAAUCUGGAAAGCCCCGCAGGAGCUAUUCUGAGUUGUAUGUGAGGUCACUGCAGGAGAAGAGAAUUGUGACAGCUUCAGGAGGAGAGGAAGAAGAUAAAGAGGAGAGAAUAACGAGGAAAGCUGAAGCUCCAUCUCAAGCUCAAACCCUUCUGCGCACUUUGUCUGUGCAGGAAGAGAGAACAGAGUUCAGGUAUAAUAAUAAUGCUGAUUUGGCACCCCCUGAUAUCAUUCCUCAGCCAGACCCUGCAUGGGAUGAACUGAUUGUAGACGGCCCUGUUUGCCAGCCUCAGGGAAACGUGUUUGAAACAGCUGACCUCAAUCAGGAGGAAACUCCUUCACCUAUGGCCUCUUCUCAGGAAUCCACUAAGAGCAUUGCAAAUACAAUGCUGACACAGACAUCUAUUGAAGAUGAAUGGCAGAGUAUUUCGGACCUCACUCUAGCAUGUAACAGCAUACUGGAAGCCAUGUCUAAAGAAGGUCAAGUGUCAGAGGUGAGAACUGAUUUAGGGGGUAACAGUUCCCUCCCAACACAAUCAGGAAACCUUACGGACAAAGUCACAGAGCUUGAGUUGAAGCUAAAAAAACUUCAAGAGGAUUUGAAGAAGGAGCAGGAAGGCAGGGCACAACUUCAAGCAGAGGUGCUGAGCUUGAAGAGGACCCAAGAAGAGGCAUUCACGGGAUCAAUGCCCCGUGGUAGUGGGGCUGGAGCCAAGAUACUUAAAGCUGGAGACAACAGCUGUGGUGGAUUAGCCAGUGACGGCAAAGAAGGAAUCAAAGAUUGAAGGGGAAAAGUAAUAAGGGUGGAAUAUAAUCAUUAAGGAAAACAAUCACUCAUCUCAAAAACCAAUGAAAGUAGACAGGUCUACUAUAAGUAUUAAAAGUAUAGAGAUAGCUACCUGGGCAAAAUGAGAUGGUAAACUCAAAUAGGAGGGGACAAGAUUUUAUUAAAACUGGAUUAAUAAAUGUAAGAAUACUCUGUGAUGAGAAACCAUACUUAUCUAGGAUAACCUGAGGAAUGGAUAAGGGUUAGAAAGCUGAAAUAACAUGUGCAUGAAGCAAGGAAAGGAUCAAGUAUGUUUGUGGUGGAAAUGCCAAAGUUAAGCUAGAAUAAGGAUUGUCGUUAAGCACUGAGAGUGAGUAGUCCAUGAUGAUGACAAGAGAUGCACUUGAUUCAAACAGUAUUCAAAGACAAAACAAUUAGUGUUUGAAUGGAGACAGCAAUCCAGUGCCCAUAAAUAAGUUAAGGAGAGGUUAAAAUAAAAACUGUGAAAGGGGUGACACUGUGUAAUUAAGUAAUUUUGCACUGCAAGGGAUAGAUUAAUGGGGUAUUGCUCUGUGGGGGGUUGUUUAAAGAAACUAUGCCAAGGGGUGAAACUGUAUGUACAUAUGAAUGUCUUCCGGUGAUCAUUUUAAAAUGUCUGCCAUUGUGAAUGUAUACUUGGGGUAGUAAAGGGGUAUAUUUGGGGUAGUAAAGGGGUAUCUACCAUUUUUAUAUUUGUGGAAGUGCAAAUAAAAAAAUCUUCAUUUAACACAAAA
Molecule: messenger RNA, 4633 nt
Organism: Spea bombifrons (plains spadefoot toad)
Lineage: Eukaryota; Metazoa; Chordata; Amphibia; Anura; Pelobatidae
Gene: SIPA1
Product: signal-induced proliferation-associated 1
Exons: 15
Coding region: 715-3879 (1054 amino acids)
Biological process (GO): epithelial cell morphogenesis; activation of GTPase activity; establishment of epithelial cell polarity
Cellular component (GO): plasma membrane; Golgi apparatus; cytoplasm
Molecular function (GO): GTPase activator activity; protein binding
Source: RefSeq, a predicted model, not a curated record